This is a messenger RNA of Penicillium digitatum Pd1, 1413 nucleotides long. Its product is annotated as Chloramphenicol acetyltransferase-like domain. NCBI's taxonomy places the organism in Eukaryota, Fungi, Ascomycota, Eurotiomycetes, Eurotiales, Aspergillaceae. The record is from RefSeq and is a predicted model, not a curated record.
AUGGAAGGUCCAAAUUUAAGCUCGUCAAAAUACACUUGCAAGAGUGUCAGCUGUUUAGGACAACAUAGCACCAUUUAUGCGGGCAUGAUCGUCGAUACCGUGCUCGAUUCAGCUCUCUUGAGGAUGAAACUCACCGAGUUGGUUGGGUUAUGGCCAAUACUUGGCGGUGCUUUGAUCAAAGAUACAAAGCCCUGGUCCUUCACCUGUGGUAAUACUGUCGAUUUCGCAAGUAGGGAAAUUGACCAGUCACUGACCACCUAUCUUCCAAUCCAUCAUGAGCAAGAUAGCAAUGAGCCAACUGUCAUAGGAAGCCCGGAAAUAUCCGUCGUGGAUGAGACAUUCAUAUUCGACGUCUCUCCCGGCCUCGCCAACAGUUUCCGCCUUCGUGUUACUCUCCUAGAAGACGCUACUUUGCUCUGCUUUGGAAUUGCGCAUCACAUUUGUGAUGGCCAUGACUGCUGGGAAGUAGUUAAAGCAUUUUGUGAUCUGUUGUCGAAUCAGCCAAUUCCUGUAUUUGCUCUUCCGCCUGAUGCUGGGAAUGUCCGAAUGUCCGAUCUGAUGAAAGCCAACGAUGAGUGCACCGACCCGGAACCCAAUUUCCACUACCAGAGGCAUGCACAGAACUACAUCAGUGGGAUAUUCAAUCUGGCAAUGACGGUUUCGGGCGUGUUGCGGACGAUCCUUGCUAUGAAGUUUGGAUUCCUUGAGGAUCUUACAACCAAGUUUCUGUACGUUCCAGGCGCAUGGGUCGAUGAAUUACGAACCAAAUCCCAGGGGGAGCUGAAAGACUGUGCACCUGAGAUUCAACUCACACGAAAUGAUGUGAUCGCUGCAUGGUACCUUAAAUCCGUCUAUUCAUCUCAACCGACAGCCACAUCCCCUAAUCCAGUGGACUACUUUGGGAUCAUCAACUUUCGUCGCUUUCUUGAGCCCCCGAAAGCUGGAACAUACUACAUUCGUUGUAGCGUUGGUGCCCUGCGGUGUAAAUUCUCUGUUCAACGGCUGAAAGAAGAGUCAGUUGCGGAGAUUGCACGGGAUAUACGCCUCACAACGCUGCAGUAUACAUCCCAUGGAUCUGUCCAUCAGAAUCUUCGAUUCUCAGAAGACCAUACAACCAAGACUCUCACUUUAGCGCUGCGUGGCACUGGAAACCUAGGAUUUGCCGUGGUAUCCCACUGGACAACAUUUGAUUAUGCUAGCCUUGAUUUCUCCGGUGCCAGUGUUGACCGCCGAAAACCGUCAGUCUUAUUCGUCAAUCCGAUGAUUGUAAACACAUGGAAUCUCACAAUAGCGCCUGUGGCUGUUGUCACGAAGAAUGGAUCUGGCGGCUACUGGAUUCGCGCUACCAAUACACCAACUGGCUGGGAACGGUUCAGCCAAUCUCAUAGCAUGGAAAGUCUAUUCCCCACAUAG